UGGCGAACUCGUUGUCGAAGGUCUCGGUCUUGGUCCCGGACAACGCGAGACGUUCCCGACUAUAUAAACACCGGGAGAACACUACGGAGCAGAUCAGUCUCAGGUUAAAAUCCUAAGCCAAACGUCCAAACAAACCCAAUCGUCAUGUUCAAGCUAGUCGUCUUGUCCGCUCUCGUAGCCGUCGCCGUUGCCAGACCCGGAGGAUUGUUGGCGAGUCCUCUCCUCAGCAGUUUGAUAUCGGAGAAGACUAUCGAAUCCCACGGGAACACGGUGGUCCAUGGAUCGGCCCCGGUAGUCCACACCGCACCGAUUGCCUACACCGCACCCAUCGCCUACACCGCUCCGAUUAUUCAAAACGUUCACGCCGUACCCCACGCAGCUCAUCUGGUUGCCGAAAAAACCAUCGAAUCCCACGGGAACACCGUUGUACACGGAACAGCCCCGGUUAUCUCAUACGCCGCUCAUGUCCCAGCUUCAAUUAGCUACGCCGGACCAGCUCUGGCUUACACCACUUACGCCCAUCCCGGAGCAGUGAGCGUUUGGUAAUCGAUUUCUGAACGGUUUGCUGAUCAGGAAAAGGAGAUUUACCGUGGGCGUAAUAUAAACGACUGGCAUGACUCGACGAUAAGGUUUUCAAAAAUUGAAUAUACGAGCUAGAGCCGUCAGAAUCGGUAUCAAAAAUUAAAAUUUACAAGGUCUGACGUGAGUCUGGCCGUAUUUAUUGAGAAUGCUAUUAAUUUUGAGAAUCGACAUUACUGACGAGGUUGCAAUGACAACGCCGAUUGACCAAUUUUAUCGCACCUCUGAUGAUAAUAUCGAGAUCAUAAUACUGGCCGUUGCAAGGUCGACCUGGUAUCAUAAUUAAAAUAUUGACCGACCGGACCAACGCCCAAUCAAUUAUUCAUCGGCAUUUAUUACACGCAGGUCGUGUCGCAGGGUCUUAUUUUUGUACAUGAAAUCCGACCGAAUCGCACGUCCAUCCUCAAUGUUUGCAAUUACUGUCAACUUUAUGAUUUCAUCGAAUAAAUUCUGAUACAUUCAA
Molecule: messenger RNA, 1042 nt
Organism: Athalia rosae (coleseed sawfly)
Lineage: Eukaryota; Metazoa; Arthropoda; Insecta; Hymenoptera; Athaliidae
Exons: 2
Coding region: 145-546 (133 amino acids)
Source: RefSeq, a predicted model, not a curated record